Messenger RNA from Galeopterus variegatus (Sunda flying lemur), 652 nucleotides. It is a transcript of the gene LBH, whose product is annotated as limb bud and heart development. The record is from RefSeq and is a predicted model, not a curated record. The transcript is spliced from 3 exons. Gene Ontology annotation, biological process: positive regulation of DNA-templated transcription. Bases 202 to 519 code for a protein of 105 amino acids. Lineage: Eukaryota; Metazoa; Chordata; Mammalia; Dermoptera; Cynocephalidae. Gene Ontology annotation, cellular component: nucleus.
UCUGUGGAGGGCGGGAGCUCGGUCUUCUGUGCCGACGCGACGCCGCUGGCAGUGGGGCUGCCUCGGGAAGGCGGACCUGCGAACGCCCGGUGCCCGCACUCGGCCGCCUGCCGCGCCCGUCUGCGCCCGUGUCAUCCUCACUCGGGACGCAGUGACCGUUGUUAAAUCACAAGGGCGUGGGUCAACCUCCCUUAGGACUUCAUGUCUGUAUAUUUCCCCCUUCACUGCCCUGACUACCUGAGAUCGGCCGAGAUGACUGAGGUGAUGAUGAACACCCCAUCCAUGGAGGAGAUUGGCCUCAAUCCCCGAAAGGAUGGCCUUUCCUAUCAGAUCUUCCCCGACCCAUCCGACUUUGACCGCUGCUGCAAACUGAAGGACCGCCUGCCCUCCAUAGUGGUGGAACCCACAGAGGGGGAGGUGGAGAGUGGGGAGCUCCGGUGGCCCCCCGAGGAAUUCUUGGUCCAGGAGGAUGAGCAAGACAACUGCGAAGAGACGGUGAAAGAAGACAAGGAGCAGUAGAGUCCUGUGGACUCCCACGGGGUCGUGCCCGCCAGCCUCUGCACCUGAACUGUGUUUUUCCCAUCGCCAUGGAAGAAGAGAGGGAGCCACAAUAGUUCUGCAAAUGUCAAGCAAGGCUUCUGUUUUGCACCUG